AGACUCAUUAUUGUACCACGACAGUUGUCACCUAUUUCUGCAGACAUUAUGAUGUUCUAGACAUUUUUAUGUGACAUGGGCCCUCUGAGCCGAGGGCAGUCCGAUACCAUGGGGAGCCCCUCUACAUCGACUACGCCACGAGCGCCGCACGAAGGAGCCGUGGGAGCUUGCGGUUCUCCGGAUGAUACUGCAGCAAAAGCAAAGCAAGUGCCGCCGCUCACGUUAAAUAGCACGAGUACAGUUAAGACAGAAGAAGGCAUUUCUGGGAAGUGAGAGUCUCGACCAGCACAGUUUGACAUGCUUGCAUCUUCAGUUUGCCAUUUUUUUGAUUUCCUCAGCAUCAGGAGCAGCUUCAGGUUCCGCAACCCACAGCGAAUGCGAACUCUAACACCACUUCUCCCUUAGCAGCUACUCACGGUAAUGGUUCGGUUCUGGUUCCCAAACUUGAUCGUGCUGUGGUCACCUUGAGAGAAGAGGUCUCUCGAUUGUCUCACGAAAAUGCGGAUUGGCGUGCACAAGCUUUGAAUUACCGCGACUUACUGCAAGACCUUCGCACCGUAUGGUACUCGGUGCCACCGACGCUGAGACGGGUCGCUUUUGGAAUCUUCGCACGGAAAGGCCUAGACUUAAACGAUCCAACGAAGCCGGCUUUAUGUUCGUUCUGGUGGUCAUAUUCGAAAAGUCAAAAUAACCGAGUUACUGACUGAAAAAAGGGAGGUUAUAGCUUAACAUCAGGGCUAGUCUCUCGCUUAUUCUGAUCCGUUACUUGCUUAUUUCAGUUUUUCGAAUAUUUGCGGUGUUAGUUCUUUCUAGUGAUCAUGUCGGUCUUACUUCCAAGUCAAUUUGAAGGUCGUGAGACAUGUAUCGUCACUUUCAUUUCCUCUCUUCACCAGUGGAGACGAUGGUCGUCCAGCAGCUGCACCUGGGACUGCCAUUCCAGGCUCGCCGCGGGAUGGCCCUCCAGGGUCAGCAAGGACGGACUUCGGAGGUGGCUCUCCACAACACACACAUCAGAACAGUGAGGAGCAAGAAGAAACCUCCUGGGGUGAUUGGAUUGCUACGUGUAUGGGCUGUACUAGUCGCCACUUUGAUUCGGCACAUAUGUUAUGGUCUCGAAAUUUCAAAAUCUUUAUGCGGUCUUCUAGGGAGGUUCAUCAGUGUGGUGGUCUAAUGUCAUUACAAGAGUGAGCCCACUGUUUGGCCUCGCAUACAAUCUGUUCCAAGUGAUAGAACAUGAACAAUCGCGAACUUCUAACAACCAUCCCCGCAUAUUUGGAAGAGGGUCCUGACGACCCGCCAGUAAGUCGUCGAGCCAGGGAGAUCUUGUACGAACUAGACAGGGGUAAGGUUUUGCCUAAUAAAGCGAUAAAAGCGAAUCAUGUGAGAGGAAAAGCUGGUGCAGGAGGUCAACAACUUCGCGAUUUGUCGUUGAUUUCGCAACUUGCUGGAGGAGGACUGAAGGGAGUUCCUAAGAGUGCACCAGUCAGCGCUCGAUUUUCCAGGGAUGCACAUCACGAUCACACAAGAGCACCUAGAAGUCCGAUUGCAGAAGAGAGGAGAGAGGAGAUUCUUCGGGAGGAGGCAGAUGAAGAAGAUGAUACUGAUGUUGAUGUGCUAUUAGGUUUAAGGUUUUUACUAAUGUGCUAUUAGGCUUAGGGUUGAUGUUGUCGUUCUUGUUGAGAUGUUAACUGGUCCGUCGGCAGUAUACGACCACAGGCACUGGUCCGUAUGUUAGAAUAGUUUAUAGAACGGAUGUAGGAUGGACUUGGAUGGAUCGGAUGGACCCCCCUGAUUCUUCCGAUCGUACUUGAAAUGGUGGGAAGUCCAUCCGUUCCAUCCGGAAGUGGUUCUUGUAGAUGACUAUACGUCGCGUUGGAACUGAACCAGUAACAGGCUUUCAUCUUCCAACUCUUCGUGGCACCUAACGCAAUGCUAUUUUCAUGUACAUCGUCUAAGCACAAGCGUGAAGCUGUAUAACGGAACGAGGAGGCAGACUGAGUCGGAGGCGCCAUUUUCACCGAAAUCUAGUUUGCCGACUGCUAGAGAUGGACCUGCAGACGGAUACAGUGAGUCUCUGGGUAAGUAUCGAUUUAGAAGAAGCGCAAGGUGGAUGUUAGAGCUGGAAUGGAACAACACUUCGCUGUCAGUUCAUUGUUGUAGAUGAAAUCUUCUGUUCUUGAGUCAGCUUAUCGCGGCGCAUUGAUGAAGAUGUCCUCAGAUGAAGUAUCGCCGCCGCAAUUAUCGUGUUGAUGCAUACGAUGACCCUAACAAACACAAAGGUGGUCCCCGUAGUUCUCGGCAGCAUCCGCCUGCCAGAACUCCUCCACCGGAUACAUGGAACCCUUCUGCUGGAGGCGACUUCUCCUCCUUCAUGCAAAAGAGUGUAGGAGCACUACCACUGUCCGCUUCGUAUCUUGACGCCUAUCGUGCGAUCCAAGAACGCCCGCUGAAAAUGAAUACUAAGGAUCGCCUGAAUUGAAAUAUUGAUAUUCAUAAUAAAUAUUGAACAUUUCGAUUUCGAAUUUUUUAAUGUGCGUUUUCUUUCUCACAUGCUCUCUCAACUUAGCAUUAGCUAAAUAAUUCGUGUCCUCCCCAGCAGCCUCGUUUUCUAAGCUACAAGUCCUCGGUACUCCUGCCUCCUCUCCUGCUGCGAGCCAAGUCGGUCAAUCGCGUACACAUUCGAAAAACCUGGCUUUAGUUGGGGAUAUCUACAACUAUGAGCAGCAAUCAAUCGAGUAUCAACUCGGGUCUUUGGAAUUACAACAGCUUUUGUCGGAAGGGGCUGUGCUAGAACAUUUUCCGCAGGAGGAGGUAGCGAGGUCGUUUGGUGGCGGGGAGAACAAGCAACUACAUGAAGACGAGAGCAAUACUGAUGCAGUCGUAGGUAAGAAGACCACAUCCUCUCCAUCGGUUAGUAGAGCAGCGGCUUCGACGCGGGCUUUACAUCAGAGUUCUCGAGGAGGAGGUGCACGGGAUGUCGCUAUUGUGCGCCCCUUAACUAGGAGCAGAGGCACUAGUCUAGUGGCAGUACGAGGUGGGAGCAGUAGCACGUCACGCGGGCAACAAAUAGCGGCAAGCGGUGAAAGUGGUCAUGCAGCGGACUACCCGACAAAUACAAGUGAAACCUCCAGUCCUCUUUCCAAUAUGCAUCAACGUCAAAGUGGCAUGUCAGCGCCAUUGGGAGUGCCUCUUCUAUUUUCAGAACGGGAAGGGCAAGGAGAUGGCCAUGGAGUGGGUGCUGGUACAGGACUUACUACAACAAGCAUUAGAAACGUGUAUGGGGGACCACGACCAACACUUCAAGGGGCAAGUAGGUCCGCCAGUCCUGCAAUGUCACAACGAAUCUUGUUGAUGGAUCGCCGAGCGGCAGCCGGAGGAGGGUCGCCGCCUCAUAAGCCGCCCCUCCACAUCUCUAGUUGCAGUGAAGAGGAAGACGUCACGUCCUCUGCGGCUUAUCUGUCAGCGAAUGACGAGCACAAUCUUGGUUCUGCAAGAGGCCGAGUACGAGGAUUUGAGUAUGAACAACUACUCCUACAGCAUGGUGGAACUACAGGAGGAUCUGGAGCGUUUCCCGGGUCUAGUGCCGCGUCCUCUCCUGAUCAACAACUUGGCACUGGAAAUCGUGUGGACCAUGAUCGAGAUAUUUUGCAGAUUGGCCCUGAGACCGUUGCCUACUGUAUAACGUCAGAAGUGGAUGAACUUUCUGCGUCCUCGAAUAGCACAAGAGGUUUCAAUCACAUUGGAGGAGGAACGAGUAUUAAGGCUUCUUCUCAUGUUGAUGUUUCUUGUUCCCAGUCUCAUAGAAAUACUGUCAGACCACGUCUCUACGGUCAUCAUGAACGAUGGCAACAGGGACAACAGCAUGGGCAUGCAUACAAGGAACGAAGAAGAACAAGAAGAAAAAGUAGAACGCUCCGUCUCGGUCUCCAAUUUUAGAAUUAUUCUUCUGCUAGUAGAUGGUGCGCUACCCCUAUCUUCGUCUGACGUUCAAAUGACCCCAAUCCCCACUAGAAAUUGACCCUAAGAAAGAGAGAACUCUUUAAAGGCCUUCUUUUUUAAUAUUUCGUUUGCUCGCUUAUUUCAGUUUUAUUUCGAACAAUAGAACGCUCCGGCUCGGUGGUCUCCAAUUAGAACGUCUAGCUUAUUUUUUGUUUUCCCACUUUCUAAAGCAAGUCGAGGAAGAGGCUUGUAUUCCGACAAUUCGCAGUCCCUGAUGGAACUGGAGCACAGCUACUACACGAAUACGCUAGAUCGCGUCACCGAUCUGGAACGACAGAAUGCUGCACUACGUGCGAGGCUAGCUGAAGUUUGCAAAAAAUUUCAGGAAGAAGGUCGUGAAGUUCCAGCAGUUGGACCUACUGCUUCGGAUGUUGGUGUAGUGGCUGCGGGAGCUUUUGCGGCAGCGUUGGAGCAGUAGGUGGCCUCAACGAUGCUCCAUCACACUCCUGAAAGCAUCAAAUCAUAGUUUUACUGAAGAAAAGCACGACCACGACGUGCCUCAAAGCUAGACCACUAGUUUUUAAUGUAGUAGUUGUAGAAAGAAUCCUCGAGGAACAUCAUGUUAAUAUUUUGAUAUUAGAUUCGCCUCGGUAGUACCUAGUUUGUUUUCCUUGGUGAAUCAUGCACCAGAGUAGAGCUGUUCUUCGUCUAGUUUCCAAGUAGAGCUCUUGCUAAAGUAGUAGUCAAAGAAGUCAUCUUCAUUAGUUUCUUUUUUUCCAAAUCCAAUUCAGUCGCAGUCCAUCCCGUCAUCAAUCUUCGUCGUGUCUUAGUUAUUUUUUCUACUGCGCAGCACAGUUGUGACAAGUUUCAGUUGGUGAAGAAAGAAAAACCGUAUAUGUGACAAGUUUCAGAUGGUGAAGAAAGAAAAACCGUAUAAAUAUACGCAAGCAGAACGAGGCUAAGAUAUUAAAGACUGUAAGACACGAGAAAAAGGCAAGAAAUCUCCACAUCCAAAUCCAAAGAAAUCGUCUCUACUCCUGUUCUCUGCAUUUGCUGACUGUGAUCCUGCAGAGGCUCGCACUCGAAAUAUCAACAACUGAAUUGAAAUUGAAGUGCGAUCCACGCGAAUGGCCAUCAACAUACAACUUCAUGAUCUUUCUCAGGGAGACGGCAGUAGAAUUUCCCUGACUUCACUACCUCCAUUCUGAUUCUGUUUCCCUAAAUAGUACCUACCGCCCUACUUUCCGGUUCCUCUUGCGGGGCCUCCCCCUACAGAACCUGUUCAACAUCUAAAAAAAUCAAAAUUAACAAAACUGAAUCAUCAUGCUGUUCUACUUCACGAUUUUGAAUACAAACAAUGGUCGUGGGAAGCAAGAAUUGCAAUCUUAAGAAUGUAGAAGUCCAUUUCCAC
Messenger RNA from Amoebophrya sp. A25, 5350 nucleotides. The record is from the annotation of a GenBank genome assembly. NCBI's taxonomy places the organism in Eukaryota, Dinophyceae, Syndiniales, Amoebophryaceae.